AUGAAACAAGAAGCUAACGGAUUAAACAGUAACGUUUAUGAUCACGCUCCCUGACCCAGCGUUCAAACGGAAUGAAGUGCGUCCGAAAUCAUCACUGUUAUUCGUGUUCUCUCAUACGAUGCUUAGCAAAGGAGGGCAAUGUCGCUGUCAUCUUCUAAAUCUGCGGACGAGAUAAACCUGCGAGCGGACAUAGAGGUGUGACGACAACGGUCGGACGGUGCACAGAAGCUCCCCUACAGGCGGCUGUGCGUGGACAUUUUGCGUGUGUUUAUGGUGUUGUAUGCGUACGAGUGAGUGGCACAGCAGCUGGGGGUUGUAACGUGAUGCCAAGAUGCUGCUGUCCCUGGGAAUGCUGAUGCUGUCGGCCACACAGAUCUACACCAUCUUCACCGUUCAACUGUUCGCCUUCCUCAACCUGCUGCCCGUGGAGGCUGAUAUUGCUGCUUACUCAUUUGACAACAAAACGGAGAAUUUUGAUGACCUGCCUGCACGCUUUGGCUACCGGCUCCCAAGUGAUGGACUGAAAGGCUUCCUGAUCGGCGCUCGCCCAGAAAACGCAUGCGAGCCCAUCGAGCCGCCUCCGAGGGACAACUUGACGGGCGCCUUCAUCGUCCUCAUCAAGCGGUUCGACUGCAACUUUGACAUCAAGGUUCUCAAUGCCCAGAAAGCCGGCUACAAGGCGGCCAUCGUUCACAAUGUGGACUCCGACGACCUGAUCAGCAUGGGAUCCAACGAUGUGGAUGUUAUGAAGCAGAUCGUGAUUCCCUCGGUGUUCAUCAGCGAGGAGACUGCCAACUCUCUGAAAGACGACUACAUGUAUGACAAGGGGGGGCACGUGGUCCUCAUGCCAGACUUCAGCCUGCCGCUGGAGUACUACCUGAUCCCCUUCCUCAUCAUCGUGGGAAUCUGCCUCAUCCUCAUCGUUGUGUUCAUGAUCACCAAGUUCGUCCAGGAUCGGCACAGGGCUCGAAGGAGCCGCUUGCGCAAAGAUCAGCUGAAGAAACUUCCCAUCCACAAGUACAAGAAAGGGGACAACUAUGACGUGUGCGCCAUAUGCCUGGACGAGUAUGAAGACGGAGACAAACUCCGAGUCCUACCAUGUUCUCACGCCUACCACACCAAGUGCGUGGACCCCUGGCUGACCAAAUCUAAGAAGACGUGUCCGGUGUGCAAGCAGAAGGUGGUCCCCUCGCAGGGCGACUCCGACUCCGACUCGGAGGAGGGCGACAGCGGCCCCGACGAGAACGAGGAGGUGUCGGAGAGCACCCCGCUGCUGCGCUCCCUGGCCUCCACCAGCGCCCACUCCUUCGGCAGCAUGUCUGGUUUGUCGCGCUCGGAGCAGGACCAGGACUCCUUCGAGUACGAGGACAGCAGCGACAGCGAGGAGGAGGUCACCGUGGAGACUGUGGUGGUGCAGAUGCAGCAGCCGUGCUCCGAGGGCCACGAGCAUGACCUGCCCCGAGCUUGACCGACACGUCGGCCGAGCCCGUCGGGUCGCUGAAUCCCCGCCUCCCCCCAACCUCACGGCUGCAGAGACUUUUGUUGGGGGGCACAAAACAGAUUCAUCCUCCCGGUUCUUCUAUCACUGCUUACAGCGCAUUGUAAUCUUAUCCUCCCUUGCAAGUUCAAAUAAAAAUCUCUGUUUUGUUUAAAACAUGAUUUUGGAUAACAAGUAUGACUGGACAUCGGUCAGCAGAUUGGACAGGCCUGAUGAUGUACAGUAGACGGCUAUACUGUACCCUAUUUAGUCCUAAAAUAAAACGAUUCAAGUGUGUGUCUUCGGUCCAGAAGUCUCAGACACACGAUCACACUUGACACAGUAAAAGUAUAAAUCACAAUGAAUGACGUCUUUUGAUUAUCUCCUCUCCUUCAUGUACAUACAUUAUUGUACAUACACUUUCAUGCUACAUUGACACAACUUGAACCACUAUGCAGCGUCCUUUCUUUUGUUUUGUUUUUUUUCGUUGUUGUAAAAAAUUAACAUUAAACAAGUAUGGAAACAUUUAAAGCCACAGCAAUAUGGUUCUGCCAAUUUAUCUCUAACCUGAUUGUUUGAAGGAGCCUCGGUACUCCUGCGUUCUGUGCCACAGUUUAUCUGUUACAGUGAUCGCGAGAAAAUGAAGCCAAACCGGUUUGAGCUACAGAGAAAAUAAUGUGCUCUCUAUGUGGUGUCAUGUAAAGCUGUGGGUUUCACUAGUUCAAAGCGUGGAAAGACACUCCAGUGAAAACUGUGUCCACACUGCCUGUGGUUAAAAAAAAAAAAAAAACUUCUUUUGGCUGCUCCAGACCCGUCACUUCAUUUAACACAAGCAGUUACUGGUCCAUAGGCCUUGUAAUACACAUUUAACUGACCUGAUCUCAUUUUAAUACUGUUUAUAGUAAAUAUGCUUACGUUUUUGUUUGUUUUUUUUGGUCAUAACAUGGCUUGAUUUCUUUGUUGACGAAUCCUGUUGCCUUCUCGGUUUAUGUAUUUUUGUCUUGUCAGUGUUUUCCUGCUCAUGUAUGUCUGUUCUCAGUAUGAAGUCACUUCAAUAAAACGAAAAUGACACUUGA
Messenger RNA from Stegastes partitus (bicolor damselfish), 2553 nucleotides. It is a transcript of the gene rnf13, whose product is annotated as ring finger protein 13. Gene Ontology annotation, molecular function: zinc ion binding. Bases 332 to 1468 code for a protein of 378 amino acids. The transcript is spliced from 10 exons. NCBI's taxonomy places the organism in Eukaryota, Metazoa, Chordata, Actinopteri, Pomacentridae. The record is from RefSeq and is a predicted model, not a curated record.